Spea bombifrons (plains spadefoot toad) is the source of this 1285-nucleotide messenger RNA. RefSeq names its product SLX4 interacting protein (gene SLX4IP). The transcript has 8 exons. The record is from RefSeq and is a predicted model, not a curated record. NCBI's taxonomy places the organism in Eukaryota, Metazoa, Chordata, Amphibia, Anura, Pelobatidae. Bases 14 to 1252 code for a protein of 412 amino acids.
GGACUGCACACUGAUGUCGGUCUCUGCAUUGUUUGUCAUAAUGUCGAACAAACUUGCUAUAAAGUGUGGGAACUUUGCUGUUCUGGUGGAUCUUCAUGUUUUGCCUCAAGGCACCAGUAAAGACACCAGCUGGUUUUCUGACCAAGAGAAGGAGGAAGUCUGCAAGUUACUAAAAGAUACAGUUGAUGCCAGAGUGAGACAACACAUUGAAACCCGCAGACAGCAGGGUCAGGUGAAGCACAAAGAGUACUCCCAGUCCAGUCCACUGUUUUUAAAAGGAGACAGAUUUCGAAUUGCAGCCUAUUUCAUCAAGAGAUGGGUUAACCUUCGUUGUGUUGUCAAGCAGCGUUAUCGUGAAUUGCACGUGUUUCCAGAACGAUUUGUGGUAUGUGCCAGUCAGCUCGAGCUUGAUCCUAACACACUAGAGGUAGAUAUCGACAAAACUACGGGCAUGAUAGAAAGUAGUUCCAGGGGAACAUCAGAAUAUUUUGCUGAAUGUAGAGGAAAUCAAAUAAGCAACAUGCUAUCCGCCCCAAUGCAGCAGGCAGUACUGAAAAACAUAGUAAAGAAGGCAAAGUCUACUAGAAUUGCCAGUUGUGAAGCUGAAACAAGCACAGACAGGAAAGUGUUUCCUUGCCUCAGGCCAACGGACUCUGACAAAGGGAGCAAGGGCAAGAAAGAUCAGGCUUUGGCCAAUUCAGAAUCCGAAGCAAAAUGUGGGAGCUUGGAACAACCAAAAGAUUGCAUAAAUACUACUGAGAACAGCUUGGAGCUUCCGGUUCCAGAAGUGGAAAAUCAUGUUAAUUGCAGACAGCCAUGUGAAGCUAGCAGCCAACAAAAAACCCAAUCUGUAGAGUGGUUAAAGGCACAGGACCUAACCAAGGCUCUUUCCUGGAUCUGUGAGUCAGUAGUGCCAGAGCAAAAACAACAUUUCAGGACUAGCGUUAUGCAACAAAAGAGGAGGAGGCAUAGCUCGGAAGGGAAAACAAAUACAAGCAAAAAAGCAGAUUUGAGAGAUGAUACAUUUCUUCUUCAUGACCUACACACACGGAACAGUUACACUGGUGAAGUAGAAACUUCGGAAAACAUACCUCUAAACACAAAGUUAAAUAGUUCUAUAGGUACAAGUGACUCUUUGACAACUGGGACCAAUAUCCAGCCAAUACAGUGCAGAACUGACCACGUUCAGCCAGAGGCUGUAUUAUGUGGUGCGAAAAAACUAAAGCUUCAGAGAACCAAAAAGGUGCAAUGAAAACUUUGAGAUUGAUUGCCCACUAAAACAAGU